AUGAAGGUUGCUGUCAUCGGCGGUGGCCCAGCUGGCCUGGCCACUCUCAAGUUCCUCUCUGAGGCUCAUGAGUAUUACCCCAUUCCCCCUAUCGAGGUCCGCCUCUUCGAAGCCGAAGCCAAGAUUGGUGGCACUUUCGCCUAUCGCGUCUACGAAGAUGCCGAGCUUGUAUCGUCCAAGUAUCUGACUGCCUUCUCCGAUUUCCGUCUCCCCAAAGAUGCCCCUGACUUCGUGACCCCACAGGUUUAUGUCAAGUAUCUCAAGGACUAUGCCACUCACUUCAAGCUCUGGCCCAAGAUCAAGUGCAACACCAAGGUUAACAAGGUCAGCCGUGGAGAAGGCAACUCUGGCCACAUCCUCGAAUUGACUCAGAAGUCCGCUACCUCUCAGUGGGGGUGUGACGCUGUUGCUGUAUGCAGUGGCAUCAAUGUCAACCCAGUCAUGCCACACAUCGAAGGCAUCGAGCGAGUUGGUACAGUCCUCCACUCAUCUAGUCUCAAGACUCGAGCCCAGUUUGGCGAAAACACCAAUGUUUACAUCAUGGGUGCUGGUGAAACUGGUAUGGAUCUCGCGUAUCUUGCUGUCACCUCGGCCGCCAAGACCGUCACCCUUUGUCAUCGUGAUGGCUUCUUCUGCGCACCCAAGAUCAUUCCGGUUCCUCAAGUCAGGGACCGUGCAGUUACUACUGAUAUCCCUAACAAGCCCGUGGACACUUCAGUUGCAAGCUUGUUCGACACUGCCUAUGUUCACCCGAAGCUUCAGAAGAGCCAGCUGCUUUGGAACUACUACGACACUUGGAUCAAGAAGAUGCACACUCUUAUCUCGGGUACCGAAGAAGGACCUGACCAGUGGGUUGGACAAAUGAGCGCCUCCCGCAAGCACGUCGACUCAAUUCUUCUCUGCAAGAGCGACAAGGCUCUGCCUUACAUGAACGUUGGCAAGCGAUCCGAUUCCUGGUUCAACCGCGUACGAUCCUCAUACAUGAAUGUCAAGAUCAAGGACACUGAGGGCAAGAAGAUCGAUGUUGUGAGCUGGCCUACCAAUAUUGGCUCCGAUGGCUCGAUGCAGUUCGACAAGAUGCUGCCAAGCGACUCGGUCCUCUCCGACGAACAGCUCAAGCCUGAUGUUUUGGUUUUUGCUACCGGAUACACCCGUGAGUUCUCUUUCUUGGGAAAUGAAUAUCCCACUGUCUCGCAGGCCAACGUACGAGGCAUCUACAAGGAAGGAGACGUGACAAUCGGUUAUAUUGGAUUCAUUCGCCCCGCUAUCGGUGCUAUCCCUCCCCUCGCUGAACUCCAGGCUCAGCUCUGGGUUCUUCGUCUGCUCCAGGACCGCUUUCCCACGGCAGUACCCUCCGCUCGCGAUUCUGACGCUCUUGACGCAUACGAACUUGACUACCAGCUUCACGCCCGCGGCAACUACAGCUUCUGGGACACCAAGCGAGCUGUCGAUCAUGAGAGCUAUGCCUACCAGCUUGCACUCGACAUGGGCUCUGCUCCCCGCGCCUGGACUGUCAUGAAGGAAGGCUUCAAGGUCUUUUACACCUGGGCCAUGGGAUCUAACUUCAACACCAAGUUCCGAAUGGUCGGUCCCUGGAAGUGGAACGAAGGUGCAGAAUCCAUCAUGCGCAAUGAAUUGUUCAAAGUCGUCAAGCGCUCCGGAGGUUUUGUCUAUCUUACAACCUAUACCCUCGUACCCUUCUUCAUUUUUGGUACUAUGAGCAUGGCCCUCUAUGCUUGGUACGCUAUCUGCGAUCUUUUUGCAUCCUGCUUCGGACGACGUUCUGAGGCUGGUCUCAGAGGGACCAGCGAGUAA
Messenger RNA from Fusarium coffeatum, 1815 nucleotides. RefSeq lists its product as uncharacterized. The transcript has a single exon. The record is from RefSeq and is a predicted model, not a curated record. Gene Ontology annotation, molecular function: flavin adenine dinucleotide binding; NADP binding; N,N-dimethylaniline monooxygenase activity. Bases 1 to 1815 code for a protein of 604 amino acids. NCBI's taxonomy places the organism in Eukaryota, Fungi, Ascomycota, Sordariomycetes, Hypocreales, Nectriaceae.